AUGGCAGAGAAAAGCAAGAUCUUAUUGAUUGGAGGUACAGGAUACAUAGGAAAAUUCAUAGUAGAAGCAAGCGUCAAGGCAGGCCACCCGACUUUUCUUCUUGUCAGAGAGGCCACUCUCUCUAGCCCUGCUAAAUCCGUUCUCAUUAACAACUUCAAGAAUCUUGGUGUCAAUUUCCUCAUUGGAGAUUUGUUGGAUUAUGAGAGUUUGGCGAAGGCAAUAAAACAAGUGGAUGUUGUGAUAUCUGCCAUUGCAUAUGAUCAGUUAGAAAAUCAAAACAAGAUCAUUGCUGCCAUUAAAGAAGCUGGAAAUAUAAAGAGAUUUUUCCCAACAGAAUUUGGAAAUGAUGUCGACAGAGCACAUGCUGUUGAACCAGCAACAGCAUUAAUUGAUACGAAGGCUAAAAUUCGACGAGCUAUUGAGGCUGAAGGAAUCCCGUACACUUAUGUGGCAUCUAAUUCUUUCGCUGGUUUCUUUCUUCCAGCUUUGAAGCAACCUAGAUCUGGGGGUUUGGGUUCGUUUAUCCGACCACAUGAUCAGGCUUCAAGCAUCGAUAGCAAUUCAGGAACAACCUCGAACCAACCUGGAGCUCCUGCUGCUGCCCCUAGAGAUAAAGUUGUCAUUUUAGGUGAUGGAAAUACUAAAGUGGUUUUCAACAGGGAAGAUGACAUUGCCACAUACACUAUCAAAGCAGUGGAUGAUCCAAGAACAGUGAACAAAAACCUCUACAUUAAACCCCCUGCCAACAUCAUCUCAUCCAAUGAUCUUGUUUCUUUGUGGGAGAUGAAGAUUGGGAAAAGAAUUGAAAGGAUCUAUGUUCCGGAGGAGCAACUUCUGAAGAAUAUUCAAGAAGCUUCAGACUUUCCACGCAAAGUGAUUUUAUCGAUUUGUCACUCUUUGUUUGUAAAGGGAGAUCAGACCAACUUUGAGAUCGAGCCAUCAUUUGGCGUAGAGGCUUCUGAGCUCUAUCCUGAUGUCAAAUACACUACUGUAGAUGAAUACCUUAACCAUCAUCAUGGUGCUUGCGUCGUACAUAUCUUAGGGAUUAUCAAGAUACGAUUCAGAAUAGCACGGGACUUAAUUGCUCAAUUUCAACUUGAUAUUGUUUGCCUUUUGGAAACAGAGGUGUCUGAUAUAUCUGAUUCUAUCAUCAAUGGUAUUUGGGAUGGUUAUGACAUUAAUUAA
Messenger RNA from Dovyalis caffra, 1185 nucleotides. The record is from the annotation of a GenBank genome assembly. Lineage: Eukaryota; Viridiplantae; Streptophyta; Magnoliopsida; Malpighiales; Salicaceae.